AUAAAAUUGUGUCUUUUACCCUGCUUUGUAGCAUCUGUGAGUCACUUGGCAUUUAUUAUGAAGGAACUUUCGGUCUUAAGAAUUCCUGGACUUACUUAGUAAUUAUAAACAGUGUUUCUCAAGGGGUGUCUAUGUAUUGCCUUAUUUUGUUCUAUACCACACUCAAGGAAGAACUGAAGCCACUCCACCCCAUUGGCAAGUUUCUAAGUAUGAAAUUUGUCAUUUUUGUCUCUUUUUGGCAAGGAGUUAUCAUUUCUCUACUGGUGAAAUAUAAAGUCAUUGCUAGAGGGCCUCUGUGGGACUGGCAUUCUCCAGAAGAGGUGGCCAUAGGCCUCCAGGAUUUCCUCUUUUGUUUGGAAAUGCUUGUGGCUGGGAUUGCCCACCAUCACCUUUUUUCACACAAACCCCACGUUCAGAGCCAGGAAGAAGGCUCAUGGUUCAAGUCUUCCUUGGCCAUGUGGGACUUCUCGGAUAUUACAGACGAUGUCGCUGAACAGAUUAGUCAUAUGGGAUGGACCAUCCAUGGACAACACAAACCAAAAAAUCAUACUGAGGUGAUCAACACGCCUGAGGAAAUGGUCAGUGAUACUGCAGGAGCAAAAAAGUGUGAAUAUAUUGCCCUUACUGUACCAGAUGAAGUGGUUAGUGACAGCCCAGAUGACACUUUGGAGACAGCAGAAGAGGAAGCGGUGAAGGAGGUGGAGGAGUGAGGGGCCCUGGCCUCAGGCCCGGGGAGUCCACAUACUGGGCCCAAGUAGACACCCUGGACCUGAGUGUGUCUGAGGGGCCCCGUGAGGACCCUUUUUGCACAGAUUGGACUGUAUAAAUCACUUUUCACCAGAAGCAAAUAUCAGGUGGUACUAACAAAGGAAAAGCUACACAGAAGAAGAGUACUGACUUCUGAACUGUAUGUUUCGUUAGCCUGGAUUUGACAAGGCUAACGAAUGAUGAAUCAUGACUGUAUUCCCACUCUCCUUGGUUCAGAGUUGAGUGGUAUUAGAAGUCCAGAACUGCAGCUUGUACAGGGAUGUAUGACUGGCUUUAUGUUAUCUCGAGAAACAUACCUUUGUUUAAAGGUUGAAACCAUGGCAAUGAGAUGGAAAAUACAAGUUUAUGAUGUACAUUUAUAUUUGUAACUCAAGAACACCAAAGGGGGGAAAAAAAGAACACCAAGGGAGAUGUGAUACCUUACUUACAUUGACUGAAAGACAAAACAUGGAACUAGAGAAAAAGGAGAAGCCAGAGAAAUGGAAAUGAAGACAAAAGCCUUCUACACAAAAGCAUAAAACAAAUGGAGCACCCAAGAAUCAAAGAGGAGAAAAGAAGAUGAAAGGAUGAAUGUGCAUUUGUUUUGUAAUCACUAAUGGGUGUUCAUAAAAUGUAUUACGCAAUGCUCAAUUAUCAUGACAUCAAAAGGGAUCGAGUUUACCUGUUCAUUGUGAUCUAUAGUGUAGUUUCAUUUUUUAAAAUGCAACAGCUCUGCUGAAGUAUUUUAUCAUUAUCACUUGAAGUAAUAAA
Fukomys damarensis (Damara mole-rat) is the source of this 1518-nucleotide messenger RNA. RefSeq names its product transmembrane protein 184C-like. The record is from RefSeq and is a predicted model, not a curated record. The transcript has 9 exons. The coding region runs from base 132 to 710 and encodes 192 amino acids. Gene Ontology annotation, molecular function: transporter activity. Gene Ontology annotation, biological process: transport. NCBI's taxonomy places the organism in Eukaryota, Metazoa, Chordata, Mammalia, Rodentia, Bathyergidae.